AUGGCGCGUCGACGCAGCGUGCCGCCACCCGUCAACCGCGCACGCGAGGAUGGCACAGAGUGGGACACGAUGGACAUGGACAUGGACAACAACGACGACGACGAUGACGACGACUAUGAUUAUGAGAGCGAUGGCACGGCCUCCAAAUCCAGCACAGAGACCAACCUGAUGGAUCCAGCUGAUUGUGGUGAGGACAGCAAGAAGGAGACCGGCGAUCUGACCAGUCUGCUGGCAGACGAUGAGAACCCUCCAGAGUAUUACAUGGAAAUGAUGACCGCGCCGAGCGGAUCCCUACUCCAAUACAAUGAGUACGCGGCUAACUCACUGAAGCUGCUCGACCGUAUCAAGCAAGAAUGGUUCAAAUUCUGCGCCUUCGUCAAGCAGGAACCUAAGGAGAUGUACCGGCGGAUGGACGUACGGACGCUGUACACGUUCUUCAACUGGGUGCUGAACCAACGUCGCGGAAAGGGUGGGAGACGCCGCCAGGGGCUCAAGUUCCAGAGCUCCUUGGACACGUAUUGGAAGAUCUUCCGUCUAGUCUAUGAGAGGGAGAUGCAGGAGAAGAUAGACCGAGAGACAUCUCUGCGGGUGAUCAAGAAUGUGAUCCCAAAACUGGCAAAGCUGUAUCAUCUCAAGAAGGGGCACCGGAAGAAGUCAGUUGUCUAUCUGGAUGAUCUUGUCAAGGUUGUCGAGACGACCGUCACCACCACCAAGAAGAAGUUCGGCCACGGCCGGCAGCGGAUCCUGCUCUGCCUAUUCUUCCAGCUGGCCGGGUUCUCGGCCAAUCGACCGCAGGCGUUGCUGAAUCUCUGCUACCGGCACAUCAAGCUCACCCUUUUGAAGGACCCCGACAGCGGGCCCAAUAACAUCCUGAUUGAGUUUACUGUUGAAUUCGCCAAAACUUUCCUCGGUGAGAAAGAGGAGACCACAUUCAUAGUGCCGGAGAUUAUCUUCGACCCGUCUCUCAUCCUCAGCCCACAUGUCAUUCUCCUGGGCCUUCUGUUUGCCGAUCGCGCAUUCGCCGCUCUUGAUGGAGAGAUAGUUCUCACCUCGGCGCGACAGCUCAUCGACCUGAAGAUACCAGAAGACACCUAUCAGAUUGAGCUCCACCUGGACCCGGCCCUGAAUGAGGUCCCGGUGUUCCGGAAGUCGGAUCGGAUGCUAGAACGGGUCGAGAUAUCAGCCACUGAAGCUCUGACAUACAGCACCAUCAGGCCGUGGAUCAGGCGGGUCGGGGAGCUAUCUGCAUUCCGCGACAUCGUCCGUCCAUACAGCCUCCGAUAUGGCGCCGGCAAGGCGUUAGAUAACAGCGGGCAUGUCAGUGAAGCGGUCCGCAGUCUGAUCUUCCAGCACUCAGAUCCUCGUACGUUCCUCAAAUACUACCUCCAUAGAAAGGUGGAUAAGGAUGUUCGCGCCAUCGUCCAGGGUCUGGACCCGCAGGAACAUAUCAUGCGCGCCGCGUGCCGGAUGCUCCGCUCCGUCAACCCGCGGCGGCCGCAGGAACUGACCACAGAGCAGUCGAAGUCAGUCAACCAGCAACCCCACAUCCAGAAGCUCAUCCAGCAACGGGAUCGGCUCAGCGGACGCCUUGGGCGACCCCUCAAGAAGCACAAGGGGACUGUUUUGUAUGAGUUCCACAAAAAGAUCAGCCGUGAGCUGGCGGGCGCACGCCAGCGGGCCAGAGACACACUCCUACGUGAUGUGCAGGAAAAAUUCGACUUUGAGGAGCCCCUGCGCGAGAUCAAGCGACAGCUGUCCGGGAUCGAGGUCGCAAAGACAUUCCAUGGGUGCUUGAAUGCAAAUGAGACUGUCCCCGCGCCGCAGCUGCGAUUGAUCACGGCGCUUCUCACGCUACCCUGCGAGACGCUGCGGGACGAGAUGCUUCGACGCACUGAGGGGAUCAACGCGGUUGCGGCAUACUGCCUCUUUGAGGAGGGGGAUACCUGCCGACUGCCGCAUGACAAGAGACCUACUCCCCUCGCGCUUCAGAGGGUCAGGGUAGAGGUGCACGUUCCUCCACCUCCCAGCCAGCGGGAGAUCGCAACGGGGGCCGUGAUGAAGGACCGUCGGCCACUCUACUGCUUCAUCUGUCUGGAAAAAUUCUCAACUCAUGGUGGGGUGACCAAGCACCUCGGACGGAGACAUCUGCAGCACAUCAAGCCUGGAGACAAGAUCAGUUGCCCGCGCUGUGACAUGGUCCUCAAGAGCAAAAUGGAGCUUCAAAGCCAUGCCUACCAUGUUCAUAGCACGGUCAGUCCAGCUGAUCUGUAGACCUUGGGCCAUUUACACGAACUACAGUAAAUACCACCAGGAUGACUCUUUCUACAACCCCAGUUCGUCAAUCUGCCUCGACGUUCACUUUACCCGGAAGUGAUCAUACAACAUUGGUCAUGAAAGGCAAUAGAAGUUCAUCCCCAUGUCUCUUUGUUUAGAACAUAUCUGUCACUGAAUCUUACAAUCUCUGCUUCCACUGCGCCAAGAGCAUGUACACAUAGAAAUGCCAAUUAAAUAAAUCAUAUCCAUCCACU
Messenger RNA from Histoplasma capsulatum G186AR, 2528 nucleotides. RefSeq lists its product as uncharacterized. Gene Ontology annotation, biological process: DNA integration; DNA recombination. The record is from RefSeq and is a predicted model, not a curated record. The transcript is spliced from 5 exons. NCBI's taxonomy places the organism in Eukaryota, Fungi, Ascomycota, Eurotiomycetes, Onygenales, Ajellomycetaceae. Gene Ontology annotation, molecular function: DNA binding. The coding region runs from base 1 to 2271 and encodes 756 amino acids.